AUGAGCAAAUACAAUUUGCUUUAUUUAGGUGCUGCCUGGAUUCCUGUGCCAAUUGUUGAUACAAUUGCUAUUUCGUCGAUUCAGACGCCCAUGGUCAUAUCGUUGUACAACUUAGCACCUGUUAUAGUCAGUUUGGCAGCUGGUUACUCUGUCUCCAUUGUUUGCAAGUUUUUUUUCGGUGUUGGAUCAAUUGUUGGUGGCGCGCUAGAUGCAGCCAUUGCAUCAUUUGGAACGGUCAUUAUCGGUUGUCUCGUCACUCUUUAUCUUUUGCAUUAUGUUUAUGACGGCUAUCAACUCAUGAACAAAGAUUCGUUGGAAGAGAGUAUCCAAUCAUUCAUGAAAUCAGAAGGCUUCAAAAAUACGAUAAAUGACCUAAAGCAGUUGACCAAGAAUCCGAAGAAUCUUACAAAUAAGGCCAUCACUGAUGUUAUAGAUACAAAUAGAAGCUAA
Molecule: messenger RNA, 450 nt
Organism: Adineta ricciae
Lineage: Eukaryota; Metazoa; Rotifera; Eurotatoria; Adinetida; Adinetidae
Source: the annotation of a GenBank genome assembly